This is a messenger RNA of Amaranthus tricolor (Joseph's coat), 3468 nucleotides long. RefSeq lists its product as uncharacterized. NCBI's taxonomy places the organism in Eukaryota, Viridiplantae, Streptophyta, Magnoliopsida, Caryophyllales, Amaranthaceae. Gene Ontology annotation, cellular component: plasma membrane. The transcript has 6 exons. The record is from RefSeq and is a predicted model, not a curated record. Gene Ontology annotation, molecular function: protein phosphatase 1 binding; protein phosphatase regulator activity. Bases 183 to 3149 code for a protein of 988 amino acids.
AAUUAGUUUAUUUCCAAUAAAUCAAGUAAAAAUUAAUUUAUUAUUCACCAUUUAUCUUUAUUAUUUCUAUCCCUCCAAAUUUAUUAUUGAAAAUCACGUAUUAUACCAGAAAAAUGUCACUCUUACUCCACUGCCCAUUUGCAUAAGAUGCCAAAUCAAGAAAUUCCUUUAUCCGAUUAUCAAUGAUGACCAUGGAAACACAAAAUCCACUCAAGGAAGCAGCCAUUAGAGGAGAUGUAGGCUUCCUAAAAAACUGUAUUGCCUCCAAUAAACCACACCAUUAUUACUUAACUUUGUUUCCAAUCAGCCAUUCCGAAGCUCGAAUUCAUGGCAACAUCUUCCAUUUAGCCGCUUUAGAAAACAGAGAACAUUUCAUAAGAGUGGCAAUCGAGCUUUUACCAUUUCAAACCAAACAACAGCUUAUUCUCCAACAGCGCGACGAAGAAAAAUCAAAUCCUUUACACUUAGCAGCUUCAAUCGGUAAUCAAAACAUAGUAAAGUUGUUUUUAAAUGUGUUUCGAUCAUCUCCAUCUUCAGAAUGUGAUGGGAAACCAUGGUUACAGAAGAAUAAUUUGGGACAAACCCCUUGCCAUAUCGCUCUAACAAGUGGUCAUGAAGAUUGUGGGUUGGAAAUACUUAGAAUGGAUAUGGAGUUGGUUUGUAAUAUGGUUGAUAAUGAGGGUAAUAGUUUGCUUUUUGCAGCGGUUGCUGAAGGAUUUAGUAUGUUUGCAAUGGAGAUUUUGAAAUUCGCUAAUAGGUUUAGUUGUAGUGGAUCUGAUGGAUAUACUCCUUUGCACUAUGUGACAUGGUGCUCAGAAGGAGAAGACAUUUGUAGGUUGCUGUUGAAAAGAGAUCUAAAGCUAAUUAGACAAAUAUCUGUAGAUGGAUUUUCUGCAUUCCAUAUUUGGGCAAAGCAAGGUAAACUAUGGCCAUUUGAACGUCUUCUGAAGAGCAUUGAUAUUAUCCCUGAUGUCAGGAGGGUUUUUGUCGACUUAAUCUUUAUAACUGAUUAUGAGAAGGGUUUAAACCCUCUUCAUGUUCUGGCUACACAUACUUUUAACGAACACGAUGCAGUCGAAAUAGCACAACUCCUUACAGAUGCUUACAAACUGGAAACAAAAACAGAAGGAUCGAGCAUCUCAAGAGAUGAUGCUCCAUGGCUGGCACAUGACAAGGAAGGAUGCACACCUCUGUCCAUGGCAAUUAAGAAUGGAUAUGAAAAUUUGGCAAUGUAUUUCUUGUUGAUGGAUCACAAUGUGCUAAUGAAGUGUAAGGAAAAUGCUUUGGUUUUGGCGAUCAAAAAGGGUUGUCAUGAAGUUGUGGACUUGAUUUUGGAGAUAGUAGAUAAGCAUGGCUGGAGAAGACUACUUACGGAUGAUGAAGAGUGUAAUGCGUUGCAUCUUGCACCAUUAUGCAAAAAAGGAUCAUUUAAGAGACUGCUUGACAGGCAACCAGAGUUGUUAGAAGGAGUUUCCAAAGACAAUACUACAAUAUUACAUAGUUGGGUAGAGAUAGGUGAAUUAUGGGCAUUUGAGCAUGUAUUUCUAUGCAAAGAAACUGAUCAUCAGUGUAGAAUUGAUUUCAUCAAACUAAUUUCUGCUUGUGAUCAUAAUGAUCGGAACACACCUCUUCAUGUUGCUGCGAAAACCGCGCAUGAAGCAACAGAGCAACUUGUGAAACUCCUUGUAGAAACUUACAAGGCCGAGACACCUAAUUGGGUGUUCCGUAGACCACUUUCCUUACCAUGGUUACAACAGAAUAAAGAUGGUGAUGGACCUAUGCACGUAGCUUUGCGUCACAAACGUGAAAAACUUGCCUUGUAUAUAUUGUCACUUCAUAAUGAUAGACAUAUCACGGAACUAUUGGAUUACUACGAGCCAGUGCACAAAACUGUUUUCCUAGCAAUAGAGAAGAAUUGUUUUCUAGUUGCCAAAGAGAUAUUGACCAAAAUAUUUCAGAAGGAAAACUGGUCUAAAUAUGUUACAGAUUCCUCUGAUGGGCGCACUGUCUUGCAUCUUGCUGCGAAUUGCAUUGGCGAAGAAUUCGGUAGAUGGUUGGUUAAUGAAGCAUCAGUGCUCAUCAACCAAGCUGAUAAGAACGGCACUACAGCUCUGGAGGUUGCAUCUGAAGUCGGUGCUGCAUCUUUUGUUAAAGCAGUCUUAGAGAAGGAUUCUGGAGUGUUUAAUAGUGCACCACUGGCUUGGGUAAAAGCAUGUGCCAAAGGCCACAUAUCAGUUAUUCGUGUCUUCAUAGACUAUUAUCCUGGAAAGUUUAGUGAUCAUUGUAUUCAACAUCAAGAUUCACCGUUGCAUCACAUACAACUUCGAAAUAUAACAGCAUAUGAACAGUUUUUCGAACUUCCAGGCAUGAAAAAUCUAAUCAACGUUCAAGAUUCUCAAGGAGCAACACCUUUGCAUCAAGCAAUAAGAAAUCGGAACAUUUUGUUGACUGAAACCUUACUCAACAUGGAUAAGAUAAGAUACAACAUCAAGGAUCAGGAAAAUCAAACUGCUAGAGAUUUGUUGGAAGAAGCUUGUGAGUGCAAGGAACAACCUGAAUGGGACCAUAUGUGCAGAAGUAUUGGAUUUGAUCCGAGGAUAAAAACUUCAUACUUUCAACAUAAGACGAAUUUGUUAGAUGUUCGUAAUACACUAUCUGUGGUGGCAGCUCUACUAGCCACUAUCACAUUCACUGCUGGAUUCACUCUCCCAGGUGGAUUUAAUCAAGAGAAUGGAGAAGCAAUAUUGGCUAAGAAGGCAGCUUUUUUAAUUUUUAUCAUAUCUGAUACGGUAGCAAUGUGUUGUUCAAUGUUGGUACUGAUAUGCCUCAUAUGGUCUAUGGUUUACGAUUCUAAUAAGUCUCUGUUCUUGAUUGAUCGAAGUAUGACGUUACUGAUGGUAGCGCUUUACUGCACAUUAUUGACGUUUAUGACUGGAGUUUACAUAGUUAUCUCCCCAAAGUCUCUGUGGGCGGCCAUCUUUAUUAUAGUCAUCUGCUCUCUCAUUGGAAUUUCAGCUAAUAGGACUUUUUUGUACAAACUCCUAGAUAAGUUCAUUCCUUCUGCAAACAAGGAGCCUGGAGAUCGAUUUCGUUUACUGGAAAUGGGGAAACUUUGCAGAGCAGGCAAUAGCUGUUUAAAAUGCAAUUGAAUUUCUUUGGUGUCUUAGCACUUGUAGAUUGUAUAUACUGUAUAGUGUAUACAUUUCUUAGGCCAUAAAUUUUGUGAUUUUUUUUUGGGAGAAAUAUUAUUCUGGACAAAGAAAUUUAUUUGGUGUUCAUUUUCCUGUUUUCUGUACACUCCUCGUUGUGUAUUAGGAAGUUGCUGCUGCUUUCGAACAGCUUCAUUCUUUGCUUUGUAAUUCUUCACUAGAACACUGCAGUGUAUCAACAUUUUGAUCUAGGGUAUGUUUGGCAAACGGUCGUUGGUUGAAGCUGUUGGCUCAUGGUUAUACUAGCUGAUUAGUCACC